Leucoraja erinaceus (little skate) is the source of this 12128-nucleotide messenger RNA. RefSeq names its product ARFGEF family member 3 (gene arfgef3). Gene Ontology annotation, biological process: regulation of ARF protein signal transduction. The transcript is spliced from 34 exons. Gene Ontology annotation, molecular function: guanyl-nucleotide exchange factor activity. Bases 543 to 7064 code for a protein of 2173 amino acids. Lineage: Eukaryota; Metazoa; Chordata; Chondrichthyes; Rajiformes; Rajidae. The record is from RefSeq and is a predicted model, not a curated record.
AAGUGUGCUAGUUCUGGCACCAGUAGAUGUUGAUGUGCUUUUAGCUGCACUGCUUUGAUGUUUCGCUCUCAUUCUCCCUGUGUCUCCAGUGCGCUCCGGCUCCAGGCUUUGGAGGCUGUCAGCAUGUUGGUGUGUGCACAUAUCCACCCACUGAGAAGAUGGUGCUGAGCGUGAGCUGUACAGCGACUGUUGGCUUCGGCGGCACCUGGGAUCUUUCAGGCUGAGCUGCCCGGCUCCCAGUAUCGGCGCAUCAGUGAAUUAACAGCGCACUGAUCCUGUCUCCUUGCAUCUCCUUAAAAAAAAAUCCCCCGGCGUCUCCUUAUUAUAAUCAAUUUACCCAGCCGUCUCUCUACCUGCCAGCGAGACGUGUCCCUGGAAUCCUCCCGGCUGUGGACCGGCCGUGUUUAUUUCAUGAGUCCCCCAGCGAAUGAAUGACCCCCCCUCCCCCGGCACGCUGAUGCAACGCCAAGCAGCAUCUUAAACGGGACUUUAUCCCGAUUCAACGCAGAUAUAUAACCUUCCUGCUCCUGCCUGCCGUGGGGAUGGAUGACAUUUUGAAGAGGAUAUCGAAGGAAGCGUCUGGAAGCAAAUACAAGCCUUUAAGAGAUGCCUGCACCUUAGCGUGCGAAACAUUAGAAUCGGAAAAUGGUGCCAUCAGACUGCCAACAUAUCAAUUGAGGGAGUGCUGCCUCAUUCCCCUGAAGCUUGCUCUGGAAUCGAAGAACGUCAAACUAGCUCAGCAUGCCUUGGCUGGAAUGCAGAAGCUGCUGGUGGACGAGAGGCUGGUGUCGACGACAGAGGAGCUGGAGGACAGGCAGCUGUUGAACCAGAUGCUGGACUCCAUGAAGGUCACGCCCUUCCUCAAUGAGGACCUGCAGGUGGAAGUGAUGAAGGUGCUGCUUUGCUUCACGUAUUCUUCAACGUUUGAAAUAAACGGCAGUGCCAUCCUAAAGAUUGCUGAGGUUUGCAUCGAGACGUACGUCACCAGCUGUCACCAGCGCAGUAUCAACACUGCCGUGCGGGCUACCCUCAGCCAGAUGUUCGGCGACCUGGCUCAGCAGCUGCGCAUGAAGCAGGAGAACGAGAACGAGAGUGGUCGUGAGGAUUCUCACAACAAAGGCCAGUCGGUCUCCGCUGAAGCGCUCUGUGAAGACGUAGUCUCUGUGCUCUCUGUCCUUUAUGAGAAGCUGCAAAGGGUUGUGAACGACAGCCAACACAUGCAGCUCUUGUACCUGGAGUGCAUCCUCUCCAUGUUCAGCAGUUCUUCUCCUCUCAUGCAUCAUCACAAAGGCUUCACCGACCUGCUGUGGAGGCAGCUCUGUCCGGCGCUGAUAGUCAUCCUGGGCAACCCCAUCCGUGACAAAACCAUCUCGUCUGCCCACGGGGCCUCUUCGGCGGAGAGCGAGGCCACACUUGCCGGGGUCUCUGACCACGGCCGAGGGUCCGGCUGCUCAUCCAUGGCCCCAGCUCUCAGCGAGCCGGUGGCGCGCACCAUAUAUUACAUCGCAGUGGAGCUGGUCCGACUGGUGGGCUGCCUGGAGUCACUGAGACCCGUGUUGCAGUCACUGUAUCAUCGGCUGCUGCUCUACCCACCCCCACAGCACAGGGUGGAGGCCAUCAAGAUCAUGAAGGAGAUUCUCAGCAGCCCCCAACGCCUAUACGAUCUUGCUGGCCCCACGGUGUACGAAGGGGAGACCAGGAGGCGCUCCAGUCAGCGAAGGAAGUCACACUUGGAUCUUCACAAGAUUAUCAUGGAUGGUAUGACGGAGGCCUGUGUGAAGGGGGGUAUUGAGGCCUGCCACUCAGCCGUGUCCUGCGUCUGUGCUCUGCUGGCCGGCCUGGAGCAGCUGAGCCGCGGCGAGGGCCUGUCCGAGGACCAGGUGCGGCAUUUGCUGAAGCACGCGGAGGAGCUGAGGGGCGGCGCCGAGUCGGCCCGUGAGUCGAUGGAGAUCAGCGAGGCCGACUUCCGUUGGCAGCGGCGGGUGCUGUCCACCGAGCAGGCCCAGUGGGAGACCGGAGCGGGUAAAAGCCCAGACGUCAGCAUCAGCGUCACCGCGGAGACGGGCCGCACCACACCGGAGGAGACGGACUGCCCUGAGUACCCGGGCGGGACGGACGCUGCCCAGGCCCCGUGCAGGAUGGAGCCGCUGGGGGCCGAGGAAGGAGACAACCCCGACCCGGUCCACCACAACAAUGGCACCCACCCCUAUGUGGACUUUGCCAACUUCCUGUCGGUCGAUCCCAGGACCGGCCGCCUGCCGGGCUCCCGCUACAGCGAGAGCAACUUCAGCGUGGACGAGCAGGAUGCCUCCAGAACCGAGUUCGACUCAUGCGACCAGUACUCAAUGGCGGCCGAGAAGGACUCGGGCAGGUCGGACGUCUCCGAGAUCGGCUCCGACAACUGCUCGCUGGCAGACGAGGAGCAGGGACACCGGGACUUCCCCGGCCACCGCUCAAUGCACGGAGCCACCCUAACCCUCAAGGUGCUCAGGAACCAGGAGGCUGAUCAGCACAGUGCCCGAAUCUUCGUGCAGUCGAUUGUCACCAUUCUCCCUCGCCUCCUCUCCUUCCCUCGCAUGGAUGAAGUUGACUCUUCACUGCAGAGCUUCGCCUCCGUCUUCUGUUCAGGGCUGCAGUCAGAACUGCUGUGCUCCCCGGGUCUGGACAACGGAGAGGUCAGCAGCUGCCAGACACUGAUGAAUGCAGACGGCCUGUACCUGGUGGCCUUCCACGCCCUGUCACUGAGCCUGAAGCUGAACGCCUGCGACUACUACCGGAGGAAGCCGGCACCCGUCCCCGUCUCGCUGAAAGAGUUUGUGAGGCAGGUGCAAAGCAGUCGGGUGCUGAUGGUGUUGUCACAGGUGUGGAUUGAAGAACUGUACCAUCAGGUGUUGGACAGGAACCUGCUGGGAGAGGCUGGAUAUUGGGGAACAGCACAGGAGCAUUCCCUGCCUUUCAUUGUCAUGUUAACAGAUAUGGAUGGAUUGGGAAGUAGCGCAGUUGGUGGACAGAUGGUUCGUAGUGCUUCAGGACAAUCUCCUCUGGCCCAGGAAAAGCACACUCCUGAUUCAGUAACUGCAGGUGCGUGUUUUGCCCGCUUCAUCCUGAUCGGGUGCUGGAAGAACCUGAUUGACACUCUCUCCACGCCGCUGACGGGCCGGGUAGCCGGGAGCUCCAAGGGGCUGGCCUUCUUCUUGAGCACGGAAGGAAUCAAAGAGCAGAACCAGAAGGAGCGAGACGCCAUUUGCAUGAGUCUAGAUGGUCUGCGGAAAGCAGCUCGUCUAAGCUGUGCCCUGGGCGUUGCUGCCAAUUGUGCUUCCGCCCUCGCGCAGAUGUCAGCGGCAUCGUGCGUUCAGGAUGAGAAGGAGGAGAAGGAAACUCCGGAGAUCACUGACCCUAUAGCUCAAGUGAAGCAAAGAGUGGAGCAGAAGCUUGAGCAGAUUGGGCGUCCCCAGGGUGUUCAGCUACACACAGCGCAUGUGCUGUGCAUGGAUGCGAUCCUCAGCGUGGGGCUGGAGAUGGGCAGCCACAACGCAGACUGCUGGCAGCACGUCUUCAGGGUGUGUGAAUACGUCAGUACAUUGGAGCACAGUCACUUCAGCGAUGGAGGGUCCCAACCGCCCAUUACCAUCACACAAAGUCAACAGGUCUCUGGCUCAGACACGGCUCACCACUUGAACAGGGACCAGAGCCCUGAGCUGGACACUAACAUCGGCAACCCUGUCAUUCAAUCGUUCACCAUCCAGGAGCUGAUCAAGGAGAACUACAAGGGGAAGGCGUAUGACUGCCGAGGAGGAGGAGUGCUGACGGGGAGCAAUGCAGCCAGGGCUGUCUGCACACUCUCCACAAUGGCAGACAAAUUAUUUGAAGACGCUGCCGUGAAACUGAAUCUAAACGCUCUGGUAGGAUUCCUUAAUCAGUUGCGGAAAGCAUCACAGGCCCAGCUAUUUGACUCCGCCACAGAGACUGUGGACUACUCACUAGCUAUGCCAGGAGAGGCCAGGUCCACCCUUGAGCGACGCAGUGCACUGCACCUCUUCCGACUCGGUGACGUGAUGCUGCGGAUUGUGCGAAGCAGGUCGCGGCCCCUCUUGCAUCUCAUGAAGACCUGGAGUGUGGUUGGCCCUCAUUUGGCAGAGGCUGCCUGCCAUAAGGAGCGCCACGUGUCCCAGAAGGCUGUCUCCUUCAUCCAUGACAUCCUGACGGAAGUUCUCAUAGACUGGAAUGAAUUGCCCCAUUUCCAUUUCAACGAGGCUCUGUUCCGGCCGUUUGAGCACAUCAUGCAGUUGGAACUGUGUGACGAAGAUGUGCAGGAUCAGGUGAUCACGUCGAUCGGAGAGUUGGUGGAGGUCUGUUCCCCACAGAUCCAGUCAGGCUGGCGGCCGCUCUUCAGUGCGUUGAAGACCGUGCACAGCAACAAGCCGGACGUGAAGGAGUAUCUGAUUGGUGAUUAUUCCAUGGGGAAGUCCCAGGCUCCAGUCUUCGACGUUUUUGAAGCAUUCCUCAAUACAGAUAACAUUCAAGUCUUUGCUAAUGCCGCCACCGACUACAUAAUGUGCCUUAUGAAGUUUGUUAAGGGUUUAGGUGGUGAUGAUUGUAAAGAGAUCGGGAAUAGCUUCACAGGACCAGGAUCCACUUCCUCUGAUUUGUGCCUUCCCGCCCUGGAUUACCUCAGGAAGUGUUCUCAGUUGCUUGCCAAGAUCUACAAGAUGCCUUCGAAGCCCAUUUUCCACGGGGCUCAGUUCAUCAGCUUGCCCUUCAAAGGUCUGGAGCGGUCAAUGAGCAGCGAGGAUGGGAUCGAGGGUGCCCUCAACGAGUUUGAUGACGACACAGGAUUGAUUCAAGUCUGGAUCCUGCUGCUGGAACAGCUCACCACUACAAUCUCCAAUUGCCCCCGUCAACAUCAGGCCCCAACCUUGGACCUCCUGUUCGAGUUGCUGCGAGAGGUCACCAAAGUACCAGGAUCUGGAUUUGGGAUUUUUGCUGUAACCCAUCUCCUCCUCCCAGUCAUGUCUUUGUGGCUUCAGCGUAACCAUGGAGAUCAGUCCUAUUGGGAGAUGGCAGCUGCCAAUUUCAAGCAUGCGAUUGGUCUAUCCUCAGAACUGGUGAUGGAGCAUAUUCACAGCUUCAUCCAAUCAGACAUUGGCUACGAAAACAGCAUUAACAUGAUGUUGAAAGACCUGCUCAAGCUGCUCGUGUCCUGUGUUGCAGAACCCACUGAAACCAUCUCCCGGGUGGGCUGCUCCUGCAUCAGGUACGUCCUGGUUACAGCUGGACCCGUAUUCACUGAUGAAAUGUGGAGGCUGGCCUGCUGUGCCCUUCAAGAUGCCUUCACAGUCACGCUGGAGCCGGUGAAGAACCUGCUGGCUUGUUUCCAGAGUGGCUCAGAGAGCUUCAGUGGAGACGCUUGUGAAGUGAAGGUAGCAGCACCCUCACAUUCUGCCAGCGCAGAGGCAGAAUAUUGGAGAAUCCGGGCCAUGGCACAACAGGUUUUUCUGCUGGAUACUCAAUGUUCUCCCAAGACUCCCAACACCAGGGAGGGUUUUGAGCAUGCCCAGUCCUGCGUGCUGAUCAUCGAGCUCCCACCGGAUGAGAAACCCAAUGGUCACACUCAGAGAAGUAUCCCAUUCCGCACCAUAGUGGUCAGUUUGUUAUCCCAUCAGGUGCUGCUCCAGAACCUGUACGACGUGCUGCUGGAAGAAUUUGUCAAAGGUCCCACGCCCAGUGAUGCUCCGGACCGGACCGUGGCCUUUGGAGAGGUCAGGCCGGCCGGCUUCUUGAGGUACAUCUCCAUGCAGAACCUGGCCGUCAUCUUCGACCUGUUGCUCGACUCCUACAGGACGGCCCGCGAGUUUGACACGCGGCCCGGCCUGAAGUACCUGCUGAUGAAGGUGUCGGGGGUGGGCGGGGCGGCCAACCUCUACCGCCAGUCGGCCAUGAGCUUCGGCAUCUAUUUCCAGGCCCUGAUCUGCGCCAUCCUGACCAACCAGGAGCACAUCACGGCCGAGCAGGUCAAGCGGAUCCUGUACGAGGCAGAGGAGGAGGAUGACGAGGAGCCAAGCUCGGACUCGUCGCGGCCGUGCUCCUCGGAGGACGAGGACAUCUUCGAGGAGACGGCGCAGGUCAGCCCGCCCAGGGGGAAGGAGAAGCGGCGGUGGAGGGCCCGGAUCGCAUCCGUCAGCAUCCAGCCGGGCAGCAACGCCGACUGGGCCUGGCUGGUGCGGCGGCUGCACAAGCUGUGCCUGGAGGUGUGCAACAACUACAUCCAACUACACCUCGACCUGCAGAGCUGCAGCAGCAGCAGCACCGACGAGCCACCCGCCGCACGCGGUGACCCGCUCUUCUUCCUCCCCUCCUGCCCGUCCGAAGGCUCCAGCAGCCCGUCGGUCUCGGGCAAGGAGACGACGACGACGCCGCUGUCGGAGGAGGGUGGGCGGCCGCGGGCCGGGCAACCGCCGCUGGGCGGAACAGAGGUGGAGGCAGAGCCGGCGGCGUUGCCUGGCAACCCGGGCAGCCCUGGGCCCGAGGAGGAGAAGGCCGAGCUAGGCCGCAGGAAGGAGUGGUGGGAGAGCGCAGGCAGCAGGAUCUACACCAUCGCCACUGACCGCACCAUCGGCAAGCUGGUGCUGGAGUACAAGAGGAGGAAGCAGCAGCAGAACCCAGGCAAGGGGGAGUCAGCGGCAGCAUCUUCAGCGAACGGCAGGGGCCCCGACUCGCCACUGCAGCGGCCCCAGCAACUGCUCGACCAGGGCCGCAUGAGGCACUCGUUCAGCGCUGGCGCAGAGCUGCUCCGACAGGAGAGGAGACCUCGCUCCGGCUCCAACGCCAGCUGCCAAAAUGUCUCCAUGCGGGAUACCGAGGGCCAGAUGCAGGCAUGGACCAAUAUGAUACUGACUAUCCUCAACCAAAUCCAGCUACUCCCAGAUCAAACCUUCACAGCACUGCAGCCUUCAGUGUAUCCGAGUAUCAGCCAGCUCACUUGUCACGUAACCGACAUCCGCGUUCGUCAGGCUGUCCGGGAAUGGCUGGGAAGAGUGGGAAGAGUCUACGACAUCAUCAUGUAAUAUCCACCCACAAUGGGGAAGAAAGGGAAUCUGUCUUCAUGAAGCACAAUGGUUCAGUUUCUGCGUGACCUGCUUUAUCAAUCCUGACAGAGACAUUGCCUCACGAUCAGAACUCAUUACUCUCCAUUUAUUAUCGCUGGCCAUUGGCUUACUCCCUGUGAGAGUCACUUCAACCAAGAUGCCAAAGGAAUUGUACCAAGGAAUAUGCUCUGCAGCGUUGGUGAACACAUAUCAGUUUUUGAGAAGAGGUGGGAGCAUUACAUAUUCAAUAGUUCAAUCUGCAAGAUGUGGCUAUACCACCUCGCCACUUGGUAGUGUUGGAGGAGCGGCGAUCAUGGCUCAGAACAGACACUGUUUGGUUCCAAAUGGCUUACCCACAUGAGUCAAAUCAAAGCUUCAGUCACACGUCCAGUUGGAUGUCCCACCCAUCGGGGCAAUUGUGAAUAUCUUUUACCUGGACACGUAAGCUGAAGCAGAUGGAGGAGGUGGAAGGUCUCCCUACACAUUCUUUUCAUCAAAGUUGAUGCAUGACCAUACUCUUUUUGAAAUGCAAAGUACUUUUCCAGAACGAUACCAACAUUUUGGGCUCAGUUGCUCAAGGCUGCCUGCUCCAAGUAUUGGUAACUAUGUGUAAAGAGCACUGGCUAACAUCUUCCCUACUUUGAGAUUGCAUCCCAUCUGUAACUUCCCCUCGUUCCUUUGUUCCUCACUUUGUGCCCUGGAUUUCCAUUGGACUGGUCUAUCAGAUAGUACUGCUACCUUUGUUGUUUGUUUUAAUAUAAACUGAAAUCUUUGGGUAAAUGUUUCUGCUGCAUGAGUAACUUUCUCUAUAUGGAAGUUAGUAAGAACCUGGCAGUGCAAUUUUACAAUUAUGCCGGUGUGCAGCUUUCACUUAUUCGAUAGUUUCAGAUUUUGCAAAUGGAUGUUCUGGUAAUUCAACAUUAGGUGUAGUUCUGUUGCUUUUUUCCACUUUCAGGGGAUGGGAACAAAUGUUUCACUUUUGGAAACAUUGGACAAAAGUUUUUAUUUCAUCCCCAGUGAAAAAAAAGAAACACAGCAGAGAGAGGCCAUUUAGCCCAUUGCACCUGUGCCAGUCCUUUGUAGGAACUUCUGAGAACCCCAGUCAUGAGGAGCUAUUGCAUUGAUUUGUCACUUGAGGAUGGGUGCAACUAGCCUGCAGUGCUACAGGUGACGCCAUUGAUAACCCUGUUGUCAAGUGCCUUAGGACGUCAACGUUAAAGGCAAUGAGUGAAUGUAAGUUGUUGUUGUUGUUUUGGCUGUUCUCACUGCCCAAAGAGCCACACUAUUGUUUAAUUCCUCACGUGUCCUCCUCCCAGCCUUGUCUGACUUUCAACCCAGCAAAAUCCCACCACAACCUUCAAAUUUGUCCACCAACUCUCCAUAGCUCUUCCCUUCCUACUUGCAUCCUCUUCUCCCCAAGCCUUGAGUACCCCCACUCUGUCCACACCCCACAGUGGCUUUAACUCUUGGAGAGCCAAAGCCUUAGCUCACCCACAUCCCGUGCAAAAGGAUGAGUGUUAAGUCCUGGGCAAACUCAGCAGGCCAGGUGCAAUGCAGCCGUGUUGAUUAUUUUAGACAUUUUCUGUUUUGUAUUUCCACCAUCCACUGUAUUGAACUCAUUCUGCAGAUGCCAAAUUAAUCCACCAUAAUGUAAGGUCAUGUCAUAAGUGAUAGGAGCAGAAUUAGGCCCAUCAAGUCUGCUCCGUCAUUCAAUCAUGGCUGAUCUAUCUCUCCCUCUUAACCCCAUUCUCCUGCCUUUGCCCAUAACCCUUGACAUUCGUACUAAUCAAGAAUCUAUCUAUCUCUGCCUUAAAAAUAUUCAUUGACUUGGCCUCCUCAGCUUUCUGUGGCAGAGAAUUCCAGAUUCACCACCCGAUUCACCGACCAGAUCCGCCACCUUAUUGUGGCUAAAAGGGAACCAACCAGGGAGCUAAUAUUCCCAAAAGCUUUUCCUUCCCCUCUUCCAUCUCUAUUGAUUCUUGCUCAUUCUUGGUGAAGACGUCUUACUUGGGGUAUGCAGCAAAGGCAAGGAAUUGAGUGGCCUGAGGGGCCGAUUGGUCGACUCACAAUCCCAAACAGUGUGUGAGAAGCCAUAUAUAUCCCUGUUCUGUUGCACACACAAUCCUGAUUUAUCAAAAGAUCACCAGACCUUUAAAUCCUGGAUCUGUCCAAACAGCCUUGUGGGGACACCUCCACCAGAAGGACGGCAGCAUGUCAGGGAGCCAGCUCACCAUCAUUUUCUCAAGAGCAAUUAAGGAUGAGCAGUGAAUGCUGCCCUUGCUCAUAAAACCCACAAUGAACCACCAGGUGGCGCCAACAAUCAGUCUGACCUUUCCUGCUUCGUGUUUUAAAUGUAUGUGUUAAAUGUAUGUUUGUGCUCUUUAGCUUGUAUGAAAAUGUAUGUUUAUAGCGUUCUUUCCCUUGUUUUAUGUAUGGGGUGGGUAGGGGGAGUUGGGGAAACGUUUUUUAAUCUUUUACCUCAACGGAGAGGCGAUUUUUGUUUGGUUCAGUAUCAUAUCUCCAUCCUCACUGUGGACUAACAUUGAGGAAUUGCGGUCUUUGCUGGAGACCGAUUUUGCGAGCUCCACCGCGGGGAGCCUACGGGACUUUAACAUCACGGAGCCCGCAAUCCCUUUGCCAGGGUUAACCUCAGAGCUCCAACCAUGGGUGCUUGCGGACUUAACAUCACGGAGCCCGCGGUCUCUGGUCAGAGACUGUUUUUGGGAACUCCAAGCCACGGAGGCUUCGAUCGGCCCAACGCAGGAAAUUUGAUCACCUCGGCGGAUGGAUCAUCUGCUCCGGAGAAUAAAGAGGAAGAAGAUUGUACUUUUUUGCCUUCCAUCACAGAGGAAUGUGGAUGUUUAACUUUUAUGUAGUUGUAGGUCUUGUUGCUUUUUUUACGUAUAGCUGUAUGGUAAUUCGUAUAUCACUGUACCUUAACUGGUACAUGUGACAAUAAAAGACCUUUGAAACCUUAAUAAUAACCACAAUAACCCUUAACAUACUCACAUGCACCAACUCUGUCUAAUAUGUUGUCCAGUAUGGCUAGUCAGUCCCUCCUUGGCACUGGCUAUGUUAGCCAUGACUCCUCCUGCCUACACUAAAGGUGGAAAUCUUAUAAUUCUUUUCGCCCACCAGCCUCCACUGUCACCAACACAAACGCAGCACCAACUGAAACCGAGGAAAUCUAUUAUGCAACGGCGAAGGGUGUCACCAACGUAAACUAAUCACAAUGGCAUCAAAGAUUAGACCACGGAAAAUAUAUUAUUGGUAUCCUGUAUGUAUUAACUUUGUUUCUCUAAGAUUAUGCACUUUUUUAAAGCUCAUCAACUCAAGUGGGUUCCAUGACUAGUAAUAAGUAUUUUGCUAGUCAAUAGUAUUAAAUUCUGUCAGAGUCCAAAAAGCUCCUGCACACCGAAGAAGGGUCUCGACCCGAAACGUCACCCAUUCUUUCUCUCCAGAGAUGCUGCCUGCCCCGUGAGUUACUCCAGCUUUUUGUGUCUAUUUGCACAUCGAGACCCGUGCUGGCACUCUUUCCUCCAAGCCACUGGCAACGUGUAACCAAAACUGUUGGACCGCCAAGAUUCCCCACAUCUGUUGAGGCGCAGACAGUCUGUCAUCUCACCGAUUGCUCUUCCAGUCAUCUAUAGCAAAUCUGACAAAUGGGAAAGGUUAUGGAUUCAUAUCUCACCAAUAAACUUGUGCUGCUCCAUGUGACACAGUCUGGUACAUCUAAAGUGUAAAGUAUGUAACCAAGCUUCUCUCUGAUGGAAAGAUCCUGAGAUACUAUUUUCAAGAAGGAUAGGGGAACCCUGACUUAUCUUGGAACCCUGACGCAUCUUUAUUUCUCAGUUAACAUCAACAUAAUUAUCCGGUCAUUAUUACUGUCUGUGGGAGCUUGCUCUGCACACAUUGAGUGACACAUUGUGACUGAACGUCAUUGACUCUGAAACAUUAGGAAGAUGUGAACGCCACUAAAAUGCAAGUCGUCUUCUCUAAUUUUUGUUUCUGCCUCCCCCACUAUUACGAGCAUCUUAGAAGCAGUCUCUCAAAGCAACGUAAGGUUAAAGGAACACAAUUAUUUUUCACUUGCAGCCUUAUCCAAACUGUAGAGACUGGCAAGUGUUGGUAAAGAAGUCUUGACAAGUUACUUCGGUGCAUUUUAUCGUUGGUACACCAUAACUGCUGUUGAAUAUCAAGAGUAGAUGGUUAGACCCAGACUUAUUAGAGAUCAUUGUCUAUGUGAAUGCAACUUACCAUUUAGUAGCUUGAGCCUGAUGGGUUGUCCAAGCCUUGCUGCCAAUGGGUAUAGACAAAUUCAUUAUCUGAUCAGUUGCCAACUGAACACUGCUGGUUAUGAAUGAAUACCUCCAACCUUGAAUGUGGCAAGGGAAGGUCUUAAAUGAAGCAACUGAAAAUGGUUGACCCUAGGAGACAACCCUGAGGAUCUUCUGUGACGUCCUGAAAGUGGGGUGAUUGACCUCCAACAACCGCAACCAUCUUGCCUUGUGCGAGGGACAAAUCCAGCUAGAUAUAUUUUCACAGAUGGAGUAAAUGUAGUGUUUAAUAAUUCCACACAGAUCGACACUUCAAAUAUUCAGUGAUGCAUCUGGGCCGCGUCUUAAUUCAGACCUUGCCACAUGAAACUGUGUACAACAUCUUCACAGCCCUCAUUCAAUCCUGUUCUCACAGUCACUGUGAAAUAAUUAAUUUACUUUUUAUUUAUAAAGUAUUUGUGCUUUCCAGGCAUUUCAGUUCACGUUUGGCUGUUUGGAAUUUUGCUGUUGGUAUUGCUUAAUUUAUGUCAUGAAAGCCAUAUCUGUAUGUAUAUUUUUGCUCUGCCAAUAGUAGUCUGAUUAUGCCACUUUACUUUCAAAAUUACAUUCUAAAAAGCAAUUAUGAGAUGAAUUAUAUUUAUGUUGCUUGUAUUGUCAAAUAAAAAAUGCAGGUGCACAUUUAGAGCUGAGUUUUACUGCGGCUAGUUUUCUUUUUGUUUUCUGAGUAUUCCUGCUAUUGAGACCUCAAAAUUAAAUUAUUUCAACA